This is a messenger RNA of Owenia fusiformis, 1539 nucleotides long. The record is from the annotation of a GenBank genome assembly. Lineage: Eukaryota; Metazoa; Annelida; Polychaeta; Sabellida; Oweniidae.
AUGAACAACCAGUUUUAUGGCACCUCUUCCACGUCUCUUAUUGUUCAAGUAAGAGAUGAUAUCGCAGAAAUGUCAACAGAAUAUGUCGGUGUUGAUCAUCAUCAGUCAAACUACUCUCAUAAUGAAACAACAGUUGUUAGUCCAAACCUGACGACAACUGUAGAGGAAGUUGCACAACCCAGCUCAGGAAAUGACACAAAUGAAUCCAACCAAUCCACAACUGUGACUAUAAAUGCCACAACUACCACGACUACAUUUGACAAUAAUGUUAUUGUACCAUCACAAUCUUCAGAAGUUACUCAUACUGUGGUUGUAACAGAAUCACGGACACUGUCGACUGCGUUGGUAUCUAACCAUAGUCUACCCGAAUCCAAAACAACAGAGACAUCUAUAUUAAUAACCAAACCACUGACAGUUCUAACUGACGUCGUAUCGACUUCACACACAUCAACACCAGCAGUUGUUAAUCAGGCAGUGACAUCGUCGGAACUAGCGAUCAAUACAUCGGAGCACUCAUCAACAAAAUACGCAAGGACAGAGUUCUCUAUCAGUACUCAUCAGAACGAUUUGUCCACACAGGCAUUUCUGGAAUUGACCAAGACUUCGGAAACUGAUAAUACACGUUACUCUUAUCCUGCAACAAUAUCCUUAAAUAUAAGUGGAUCGGGGCAGAUUGCUAAUGUAGGUGACCGUAGAAAGCCUUGGCCUCUUGGUUUGACAAUAGGGGUCUCUGUAGCUGGUUGUUGUGUGUUGAUUGUGAUUAUAUUAGCAGCGAGUAUAUUCAUAUACAAGAGGAAGAGAAAUUUGGCAUUGACAUCUGUGGCAAUUGUGGAGAAUCCCAAGUUUCAGCGAUUCAACGCUGUAAGACUUACUGAUUCAUCAAAAACAGCAAUGAGAAAAGAACCUGGAGUUGAUGGAGAUUUCGUGGCAAAGUAUAAAAAAACAUAUGAUGACGAUUCUUAUAGAGAUAAACGUGUAGGAAGUGGACAAUCAGUCGACUCUUGGACUGAGAGCGUCCCACUACAGGUCACGUCUUCGACCAAGAAACUGUCUAAAGAUGCAUGUUCGAUUGUUAACCAACCAGAUUUGUUUUCCAAUCCAGUACUCGAUCGCCCAACUACAGUUCCUAUAAAUGUUGUGAAAUCAGAACGUAAUGAGGAGUCUCCUUUAAAUUUUCAACCCGUUUUUAUUAAUCAUUCUUAUGAGCCAGAUGGUCCUGCUAACGAUAUCCCUACCUCACCCGUAUUCGAAACAACAACUGCUGAAAAAUCUGUGCUGUAAAACAGUUAUGUAAUUAUCCAGGAUUAUAGAAAGGUUCACGAUAGCCUUUCUUACUACAUGAUCCUUCGUGGUAUUUCAUACUUUAUGUCUUUAAAUGAAUCACCAAAUAAAAACAUGGACGUUUUUAUGUAUAUUGAAAUAUUAAAAUACACAUUGGAACAAAUAACGAAUGGAUAGAAAUAGUGAUAGUUAUGAAUAUAAUAUAUCCUUUUCAUAUUUACACAAGAAUGCUUACAAAAACUAGAACACUCAACUAGA